This is a messenger RNA of Klebsormidium nitens, 1331 nucleotides long. Lineage: Eukaryota; Viridiplantae; Streptophyta; Klebsormidiophyceae; Klebsormidiales; Klebsormidiaceae. The record is from the annotation of a GenBank genome assembly.
ACGAGGAAGAAAGGGCAAUCCCUCUGGCUCCAAGGCAGAUCGCUAACCAUGAGGGUUACAGUGCGCAGUUUGUCUUACCGUUGCCGAUCGCGGGUCACCACGCCCCGGGAGUCGGGUCUCUGGAACCAUUGCAUGUGAGCCUGAUACCAAGAUUUAGCUGGGACCCGGUAGCCUUAGGGUCUGCCGGUUUUGCACCGACUGGAGCCGUUACUGUGGACCGUAGCUAGCCCGUUUCUAUUAACCAGGGUUUCAGCUCUGCUGGCCACACCAGCAAGCUGUCCUGCUCGCACGAUCUGUUGUGCUCAGCUGCCUUUCCUAAGUCCGACUUCUCAGGCGCUUCAGCUAGUUUUAAGUUUGGCCAGGACAUCUAAGGGCGCCAUUUUUGCCGCUGAACGGCUUUGAUGCUCUCACGUUGUCUUGGCUCCCUUGAUGUCGAAGCAGGGCACAAGAAAAGUGAGCGCCGACAUUUACGAUCGUUUGCUCCGGGUAGUUGAUUCGAGUUGCAAAUUAUAUCUGCUUUUGUCAGGCUUCAAAUCUCUGUCAUUGAAGUUGGUUGACGCUGAGCUUGCAGCAGAGCAGGAUUGCUAGGUAAAGUCUGUGCAGAGCAGAAAGCAGUCUGUAAGUAAACGAGCACGGCUAUCCAAGCCGGAUUGCUUGGGCCCUAGAAGGCAGGGUAGAAAUAGGAGUCAGGCACCAUGAUGAACCAUGACAAGAUAUUUCAGCUGGCCAAGGGUAUGCGGGGCCGGGCCAAAAACUGCAUAAGAGUAGCAAGGGAGAGGGUCGAAAAGGCGCUGCAGCAUUCGUACAGGGAUCGGAAGGAGAAGAAGCGGGAGAUGAGGGGCCUGUGGAUCCAGAGAAUAAAUGCUGGGACACGACAGCAUGGGAUGAAGUAUAGCGACUUUGUGCACGGCUUGUCAACACAAAACGUCCAACUGAACCGGAAGGUGCUCUCAGAGCUGGCGAUGCACGAGCCCUACAGCUUUAAGUCCUUGGUUGAGGUGGCUAAGAAGCCAAACGAGAUCAGGCAUCACUCACAACUUUGAGGCAAAGGGCUCGUACUCUGGUGUCAGAGUCAGUGUCCCCUCAAAUCAUGUUGCUUCUUUAGAUUCUUUGGAUCAGUUGACUUGAACAGAGUCUAAGAGGUUGAAUGGUCGAAGCUCGACUCCUUCUAAGAAACAGAGUCUAUGGAAUGACAAUCAUAUAGGUCAACUCAUUGAAUGUUGGUUGAUCCUUCUUUUCGGUCAACUCAUGCAUUGAAUGUCGGUUGAUCCUUGUUGUCAAUGGGUACUUGGUGGUUGUUGGGUGAAACUCAGAGGCCCCCUGGACAUAGA